UGUACUACUGCGAUUUGUCUAGAGUGGGUAACGUUGAUGAAACGUAACGCUAAUAGUAAUGCUAUGAGAAAAGCAUUUACCGCAACUAAUACCGGCUAGAUUAGUAUUACAGUUUUUAUUACAAAAUUUUAUUUAUUAUUACAGAUCACAUUUUAUUAUGAGCCCACUGUACUCUAUAGCCUUUCUUUUUCUGCUUUGUUUUACAUUAACAUCUAGUGAUGAACAUACUCAUAAAUAUGAGACAAAUGAAGAGGUAGUUCUAUGGAUGAAUACUGUGGGGCCUUAUCAUAAUCGGCAAGAAACUUAUGCUUAUUUUUCUUUGCCGUUUUGUACUGGACCUAAAAAAAGUAUUGACCAUUAUCAUGAAACGUUGGGGGAAGCUUUGUUAGGAGUUGAACUAGAAAUCAGUGGAUUUGAAAUCCACUUCAAAGCGAAUUCACCAAAAAACCCUUAUUGUGAUGUUGAACUCAAUGAAGAAAAACUUCAAGCCUUCAUUUAUGCAGUCAAAAAUCAUUACUGGUAUCAGAUGUAUUUGGAUGACUUGCCUGUUUGGGGAAUUGUUGGUGAAUAUGAAGAAUCUGAAAAUAGUUACUAUUUGUGGACACAUAAGAAAUUUGAUAUUGGUUAUAAUGCUGACCAGAUAGUUGAUGUCAAUCUUACAAGUGAAGCAAAAGUUAAGCUGGAGAAAGGAAAAAAGAUUACAUUCACAUAUGAGGUAAACUGGAAACCUUCUAGUGUAAAAUUUGAAGACAGAUUUGACAAGUAUUUGGAUCCUAGCUUCUUUCAGCAUAGGAUUCAUUGGUUUUCUAUCUUCAAUUCUUUCAUGAUGGUUAUCUUUCUUGUUGGUCUUGUCAGUAUGAUUCUUAUGCGAACAUUACGAAAGGACUAUGCUAGAUACAGUAAAGAUGAAGAAAUGGAUGAUAUGGAAAGAGAUUUAGGUGAUGAAUAUGGCUGGAAACAAGUUCAUGGUGAUGUUUUCCGACCUCCUGUGCAUCCAACUCUUUUCACUGCUCUUAUUGGAUCUGGGUAUCAAAUAACUGUAGUUAUUCUGUGUGUUAUCAUGUUUUCUAUUCUUGGUGAAUUGUAUACAGAGAGAGGCUCACUUCUAAGCACAUCUAUAUUUGUGUAUGCUAUUACUUCUCCGAUUAAUGGAUACUUUGGUGGAAGUCUGUUUGCUAGAAUGGGUGGGAAAAGAUGGAUCAGACAGAUGGUCAUGAGUGCAUUCCUUCUUCCCUCCCUUGUCUGUGGAACUGCAUUUCUCAUAAAUUUCAUUGCUAUUUACUAUCAUGCUUCGAGAGCUAUACCUUUUGGUACCAUGGUUGCUGUAACAUGUAUCUGCCUUUUUGUCAUUUUACCAUUGACUCUUGUUGGCACUGUUCUGGGCCGAAAUCUGUCUGGUCAACCAAAUUAUCCAUGUCGAAUUAAUGCUGUGCCGCGACCUAUUCCAGAGAAAAAAUGGUUUAUGGAACCAGGUGUCAUCAUUUGUCUGGGUGGAAUUCUACCAUUUGGCUCUAUAUUUAUUGAAAUGUAUUUCAUCUUCACUUCAUUUUGGGCAUACAAAAUUUACUAUGUAUAUGGCUUCAUGCUUCUAGUAUUUAUUAUCUUGGCUAUUGUCACUAUCUGUGUCACUAUUGUGUGCACUUAUUUCCUGUUGAAUGCAGAAGAUUAUAGAUGGCAAUGGACUAGUUUCUUGUCUGGUGCAUCAACUGCUGGUUAUGUAUAUAUGUAUUCAUUCUACUACUAUUUCUUUAAGACUAAGAUGUAUGGCUUGUUCCAAACUGCAUUUUAUUUUGGCUACAUGGCAUUAUUCAGUGCAGCACUUGGAAUUUUAUGUGGGACUUUUGGGUAUGUUGGAACAAGCAUAUUUGUCCGAAAAAUCUAUUCCACCGUUAAAAUAGAUUGAGUUCUACUGCUUUUGUAUAUACCAGUGAACAAACAUUUUCCAGAGAACUCUGCUGCCAUAAUGAUAAAAGUGCAAGAAAAGAUUAAAGACAUUCAUUCAAAGAUAUUAUUUCUUGUUUAGUGAGAACUUGCAGUGAUUAAAAAUGAAAACUAGAACUCUCCAAACAUCCCAUUUUAUUUAAAUGUGUUGCCAUGGAUGAAUGACCUCGAUUUACUAUAGAUGAUUGUGCAUAAUACAGACUUUUUAUUGGAUUUUAUAUCACUAUCAUCGUGGGAGCAUUCAAGAAUGAAUUGUGAUUGUAUCCCCUUUAUUCAUUAUGUUUGAGAAAGAAUGGAGCAGAAUUUACCUUGCACUAGGUAUGUGGUGCAUUAAAAAAAUAUCACGGCUAUUAUUUUUGUAACUAUUUACAAUAUAUCAGUUUCUCUUGUUUAGUAAUAAUUAGUCAGCUUUAUGAAAUCUUGUCAUUAUGGGCUUUCUUUUUUUUUUAGUGGUUUAUUUAUAGUGUUAUAACUGUUUUGUUAAUACGAGGGUUUUGUAUAAGCAUUAAUUGCAUAUUGAUCAGCUUAUAACAAAAGUAUGUGUCUGCAUCUCAUCUUUUAUUUAAUUUUUUUCUAUAUCUAUAGUGCAACAAAUAAAAUUUGAGAGAUGUUUCAGUGCUCUUGAACAAGA
This is a messenger RNA of Argiope bruennichi, 2572 nucleotides long. RefSeq names its product transmembrane 9 superfamily member 3-like (gene TM9SF3). Bases 158 to 1903 code for a protein of 581 amino acids. The transcript has 14 exons. NCBI's taxonomy places the organism in Eukaryota, Metazoa, Arthropoda, Arachnida, Araneae, Araneidae. Gene Ontology annotation, cellular component: membrane. Gene Ontology annotation, biological process: protein localization to membrane. The record is from RefSeq and is a predicted model, not a curated record.